GGUCUUGCCACUCUCGUCUUUUCCUCUCUCUCGAGUCGACUCAAGAGUCUCCAACAAUUUAGGGUUCUUCGUAUUGUAGUUUCAUUUCGACUUGGAUUCCUUGAAAGUUAAUCUUCUUCGCAUUCGGAGAUCUAGACUGAUGCUUAGGAAACGGAGCUUAGUUCUUGAAUCGCUACGUCGAUUAUUCGAUCUCAGUCGCACAUCUUCGAAACCGUCACUGUUCUGCACCACUACUGUUCAACCUGCGAGACUAAGCUGGGAAGCUUCUUCUCAAGUGAUUCUCACGAAGAAGCUCGAAACAGCUCUCAGGGAUCACCACCGCGUAGAUGACGCUUGGGACGUGUUCAAAGAUUACAAACGUCUCUACGGGUUUCCCGAUAGUUCCAUCAUGAACAGGUUCGUCACUGUCUUGUCUUACUCAUCCGAUUCCGCCUGGCUUUGCAAGGCUGAUGAUCUGACUCGUCUGGCUUUGAAGCAGAACUCAGGCCUCGUGAACCUCGAUUCGUUAACUAAGCUGUUACUGUCUCUAGCGAGAGCUCAGAUGUCUGAAUCUGCUUGUAACAUACUCCGCACGAUGCUGGAGAAGGGAUUUGUGUUACCUUCCGAUGUGUUGCGGCUUGUGUUGAUGCAUAUGGUGAAAACAGAGGUCGGGACUUGCUUAGCUUCGAAUUAUUUAGUUCAGGUCUGUCAUCGUUUCGUGGAAUUAAAAAGGAACAGUAAUGUCGUCGUGAUGAAGCCUGAUGCGGUUUUGUUUAAUCUUGUGCUUGGUUCUUGCGUGAGAUUCGGUUUCUCUCUCAAAGGACAAGAACUCAUCGAGCUGAUGGCGAAAGUAGAUGUCGUUGCGGAUGCGUAUUCGAUUGUGAUCAUGUCUUGCGUUUAUGAGAUGAACGGGAUGAGAGAUGAGUUGAAGAAGCUCAAGGAGUGUAUCGGUCACGACGUGCCGAGUCAGCUUCUUUGUCACUAUCGUCUUUUGUAUGAUAAUUUGUUAAGCCUUGAGUUCAAGUUUGAUGAUGUUGGUUCCGCGGGUCGGCUUGUGUUAGAUAUAUGCAAGAGUGAUAAGGAUUUGCCUUCGGUUAGGAAUCUUGACAAGGUUAUGGUUCUGUCUGUUGGGUCUCACCAUAUCAAAUCCGGUUUAAAGAUUCAGAUUUCACCUAAUGUGUUGCAGAGAGAUUCUUCGUCUCUCGGUGUGGAUCGUGAAGCGAGCUUUGUUAGUUACGCAGAUUCCAAGCUUGGUGUCACGAACAAGACUCUCGCUAAGUUGGUGUGUGGUUACAAGAGACGUGGUGAUCUCCCUGAGCUGUCGAAGGUUUUGUUCUCGGUGGGUGGAUCCAAGCUGUGUGGUGAUGUUGUUGAUGCUUGUGUAGACAUCGGUUGGUUAGAAGCUGCUCACGAUAUUCUCGACGACAUGGAUUCUGCUGGCAAUCCCAUGGACUUGGCUACAUAUAGAAAGGUCUUGUCGGGUUAUCACAAGAGCAAGAUGUUGAGAAACGCCGAGGUUCUUGUGAGACAGAUGACCAAAGCCGGUUUAAUCACAGAUCCUUCAGAUGAGAUUUUAGAGAAAGGUUGUGAAAACACAGAGCUCAGGGCACUAUUGGUUGAGGAACUAAACGCAGGAGAACAGAUGAAGGUUCCAAGCAUGCUCUACGAGCUGAACUCGUCUCUCUACUACUUCUGCAAAGCUAAAAUGCAAGGAGACGCGGUGACGACCUACCGUAAAAUCCAGAAGAUGAAAAUCCCACCGACCGUGCAGAGCUUCUGGAUCUUGGUCGACAUGUACUCGUCUCUCGGCAUGUACAGGGAGAUCACAGUCACGUGGGGAGAUAUCAAAAGGAACAUGGCGAGCAGAGGGAACUUGGAGGUGACGCAAGAUCUGUUGGAGAAGCUUGUGGUGAACUUCCUGAGGGGUGGGUAUUUUGAGAGAGUGAUGGAGGUUAUAAGUUACAUGAAGGAGAAGGGUAUGUAUAAUGAUGUAGCUAUGUAUAAGAAUGAGUAUCUUAAGGUUCAUAAGAAUCUGUACAGAAACUUGAAAGCAGCUGAUGCUGUAACAGAGGCUCAAGCACAGAGGGUUGAGCAUGUUAAGGCCUUCAGGAAACUUGUUGGUAUAGUAUGAAAUACUAACUCAGUUUGGAUUU
This is a messenger RNA of Raphanus sativus (radish), 2132 nucleotides long. Its product is annotated as pentatricopeptide repeat-containing protein At4g17616. The record is from RefSeq and is a predicted model, not a curated record. Gene Ontology annotation, molecular function: protein binding. The coding region runs from base 140 to 2110 and encodes 656 amino acids. The transcript has a single exon. NCBI's taxonomy places the organism in Eukaryota, Viridiplantae, Streptophyta, Magnoliopsida, Brassicales, Brassicaceae.